This is a messenger RNA of Durusdinium trenchii, 1023 nucleotides long. Lineage: Eukaryota; Dinophyceae; Suessiales; Symbiodiniaceae. The record is from the annotation of a GenBank genome assembly.
AUGCGGAGCUUCCGAACUGGACGGAGCUAUGUCCUGGAGAUGUGCAGCGCCAGAAUUCUGGUGCUCUGCAUGUGUGCCAUUAGCACCACCCUGUUUGUAGGAUUUCGAGCAGAGCAUGACCCAGAAUGGCAAAAGCUUUUUGAGGUUUGCGAGACCGGGCCGGGACGAAAGGUGAGAUGCCAUUCAAACCCAUGGCAAGCUUUGCUUGUUGGGAACGUGCUCUUGGUGGCUACAACCAUGAUGAUCAGUGGCUAUCGGAGCCACCACGUUUUUCUGGCUGCAGUGACCUUUUUGGGAAGCACUGGCAUGAUUUCCACAGAGCAAGCCCUUGCUGGCUUCUCUAGCUCUGGAAACAUUGCCUUUCAAGCAGUCUUGCUGCUCGUGGCGGGCAUCCAAGAUUCAGGCGUUCUGGAUCAUAUUUUUUCCCGCAUGUUGGGGACCAGAGAAACACAUACCAAGGCAUUUGUGCGGGUGCAGGUUGUGACGGCCUUGUUGGGAGCUAUGGUCCAACAAACAACAGUUGUAGUUGCUGCAGCACCUGCCCUGCAACGCUGGGCCCCUCGUGCUGGAUGGUCAGUUCGUGAAGUUUUACUUCCGGUUUCGACCGUUGGAGCGGUGAGCCAGAACUUAGUGAUUGUGACCUCAACGGUGGCCCUCACGAUUUACCAAACAAUGCCAGAAGCACAGCUGGAGAUGCUUGAUCCUGCACUAGUUUGUAUUGCCUUGACCUCUUUGACCAUCGUCUAUUGCACGCUGCUUGCGAAGCCCCUGCUCAGUGCCAUGGUCAAAGAACCUCACCUGGACAACAGAGAGCACAUGAGGCAUCAGUGUCACAAUCGCUACUAUUUGUCGUUCGAGGUCGCGAAAGGGUCUUUCUUAAUCGACUCUACCAUAGCACAGGCUGGAUUGCUUUUUAUGCCUGGCGCAUCUCUGGUGGAUUCGGACUUCCCUUUGGACCAACAAAUGCUUGCUGGCAACCGACUCAACUUUGCGGCUACUGCUGCUGGGGUCGUUGCUGGCUGA